This is a messenger RNA of Mangifera indica (mango), 2209 nucleotides long. Its product is annotated as phospholipase D Z-like. NCBI's taxonomy places the organism in Eukaryota, Viridiplantae, Streptophyta, Magnoliopsida, Sapindales, Anacardiaceae. Gene Ontology annotation, molecular function: catalytic activity. The record is from RefSeq and is a predicted model, not a curated record.
AAAUUAAACUUGAAUGCGAGUUAUACUUAAGGUUGGAUUCGGAUCUAUGGAUCUAUUCAUAAAAGUAGGGAUGGUAAGAGAACAAAGACAGGCUAUAUACUGGAAACACUAAAUUGAUCCAAAUUGGUUCUGUAUGAUCCUCGUCCCCUCUCUAGAAGAAAGAGUCCCUUUCCCCUGCUUUUCUAUCCUGACUUGGGUAUAAAUAGAGGAGUCGGAUUUAAAGUAUGUCUACCAACGUUGCUGCCUUGUCCAACUCUACUGGGUUUAGCCGUUCCCGAUACUAUCAAAGAAUCUCAUUCUUGUAAGAGAACCCGGUUUGGAGCGCCAAAUUCACAUGCCUAAUAAAAAGGUCUAGUUUUGUACUUUCGUUGACUUUCCAUUUCUGCUUCGGUGAUAGAGAUUUCAUUACCAUUGUUAUCGUUACUUGUCUGUUAGAGAGAUUAUGUACUGUGAAUUAGAGAGAUAACUGGUAAGAGAUUCAUGUAAUUUAAGAUGAAAUCUAGAUACAUAAUCAUGUCAUCGUUUAUUCUUUUUCUCUUGUUCAAUAUUUUUCUGCCCAGUGUCUCCUCCUCCUCGUCUUCGUGCAAAGCAUGGGUGGUUCAAUCGAUACCCACCAACAUGCUCCACCUGCAACGGGUUCCUGGCGUUCUCUCUACAGGGAAUGUGUUGAAGUGGAUGGCUGGAAACUCUACGAAGAAACUAGAUAUAAUAGCUCAGUACUGGCAGCUGUUGGCUCAUCCAGAUGAUCCUCGCUCAGGGGAUUAUGGUUACUCUGAGAAAGAUAUGGGUUUUGGUGCACAAGAAGGGUCUGAUGUUUACCAGGCCCUGGAGAAUGCCGCUAACCAAAAUGUUAGUAUAAGAUUAUUGCAGCAUUCAGGAGUGUAUCCUGACUACACCACUGAACCAUCAAACCUUGCUUCAGGCAGACCUAAUGUGCAGAAUGUGACCUUAUUACUCAGUGAUUGGUGGGGUUCAGGUAUCAUCCACACCAAAGUUUGGAUAUCAGAUCGCCGUGAUGUGUAUAUUGGAUCUGCUAACAAUGAUUGGAAAUCUCUGACUCAGGUGAAGGAAGUUGGAAUUUAUAUUGUUGACUGUCCAAGAAUGGCUAAAAAGGUCGAGGCUUACUUUGAUAACCUAUGGAAGCUUGGAUCUCUUAAUUCUUCAGCUUACACAAGAAAUAUAUCAGACCAACAGUGGCAGAUUAAUAGAACAGUUCCCUGUUGGUCUCAUUUUCUCAGUUCUAAAGAUAGAUGCAAGUCACCUCUUCCUAGAUCUGUGGAUGUUCCGCAUGUAGAUGGCUACCCAAUACUGUCAGAUCCUUACAUGUUUAAAAUGAAAAUUGACACUCCUGGACGCAAUUAUUCAACUUUACAGCCUCAACGUAGUUAUCUCUCAUUUGCUCCACCAGAGCUUUCAUUUGGCAGAUAUCAGGCUGAUGAACAAGCUUGGGUGGAUACAAUUAGAUCUGUAGGAAAUGGGGCAACCCUUAGAAUUAGUACUAUGGACUGGCUUGGUCAAUCACAAUAUGUGAAGCAAACAGUUUAUUGGUCAUCCCUUUCCUCUACAAUAUCACAGGUUGUCUUCUCCAAGCAUGCAAAAGUGAAGAUUUUGGUAGCAUACUGGGCACAUUUUAUAAACAACACAGAUCAAUAUCUGAAACACCUUCUUUACUCCAAUGUCCUUUGCUCUUCUUCAAAGUACAACAAAUGUUCCGGGAAAGUCGAGAUCAAGUACUAUAAGGUACCUGGUUACAACUUGACAGGACCUUCUAUUCAAAAGGGAACCCAUACAGGAAAUAUAUAUCCAGGGUUUUCCCGAGUGAAUCAUGGAAAAUAUGCUGUUAGCGAUGUGCGAGCUCAUAUUAGUACCAGCAAUCUUGUCUGGGAUUACUUCUAUACAACGGCUGGUGUCAGCUUUGGAACAUAUAAUCCUGUCAUUGUCGCACAACUUCAAGAAGUUUUCGAUGCUGACUGGAACUCGCCAUAUGCUGUUCCAGUUGAAGAAUUGGGUGAAGGUCUUGCCUAUGCUAGCUGAUGAAAUGCUUGAUGUUGGAGCUAGCCAGUUCAGUGAAAGCAAUCUAUUAUAAUAGUAAAUGCCGUGAAAGAGCUGAUUGCUUUUGCUUGUGUUGAUGAUUCUUAAGCUAACGUUGUCAUAUUAAAUGUAAUAAAAAUUAUUGGGGAUUAUUAUCAAAAUUGAUGGCUUUUAAUAA